Messenger RNA from Dermatophagoides farinae (American house dust mite), 2292 nucleotides. NCBI's taxonomy places the organism in Eukaryota, Metazoa, Arthropoda, Arachnida, Sarcoptiformes, Pyroglyphidae. The record is from RefSeq and is a predicted model, not a curated record.
CCAUCUCAUUGUCAUCGUCAUCAGCAAACAUUUUUUUUUCGUUUGUUGAAUUUGAAUUUGAAAAAAAAUUUGUUUCCGAUUGUCAAAAGUUUAUCUGUCGCAUUUUAGACAUCUGUCACCGUUUUUUAUCUGAUGGUUAAUUAAAACGACUACUACUAUUCAACACAUCAACAUUUAGAAUCGUCAUCGAUUUUUUUUUUGUUUUUAUUUUUUUUAUUGUUGUCGUCGUCGUCGUCGUUGUUGUUGUAUGAUUGAGAGCUAAAACAAGAAAGAGAUAUAGAUAGAAGUAUCGCCACACGAAACAAAAUAUUAAAUAAAAAUUUCUAUCAAAAUCCAUUAACAACAACAACAACAAAAUAAAAUCUAAACACCGAUAACAACAACAUCAAACACACACACACAUAUAUAUAGACACAAUAAACGGCCAUGUCGGCCGAAAAUGAACGGAUACAGAUCAGCGAUGAAUUGGUUAAUCGUUUGAAAAAUUAUAUGAAUGAUCCGAUGUAUAAAGAAGCAGUGGAAAAUUCAUCAACAUACAAUGAACGAUUGGUAAAAGAACGAAAAUUACGUUUGCCAUUUAUCGACGCUCAAACUGGUGUUGCUCAGAGUGACUGUUAUAUAUGGUCCUCGAAACUUGAUCGUAUGCCGGGCUAUCAUUCAGCCCAAUUAUAUUCAUAUCCAGCACGAAGAUGGCGAAAGAAACGGAGACAAUAUCUGUUGAAUGAUAAUUAUUCAACAACAAAUACGAUUAAAGAACAUUCGGAAUCAAAUUCAAAUGAUUCAGCGUUAAUAUCAGCAAUUGGGGGCCAAAUCGGCCCAAAUGGUGGUGGUGUUGGUAGUGGUGUUUCAAAUCCAGAUGUUUCAACAAUAAAUAUGAAUGCAACAAAUUAUAAUAAUAAUAAUGCAAAUAUUGUACAAAAUGGCAAUUGUUUAUCAAUGAACAACAAUACGAAUUCCAAUUCUGCCUUGAAUGACAUAUUCGAUGAUUCAAAAGAUUCAUGGCUACGUUAUGAUGAUGAUGUUAGUGAUCUGCCGGAUGCAGGUGAACUGGAUGAUCCAGAAUCUGAUUAUGACGAUUAUGAAGAAUAUAAUUCAAGAAAAAAGAAAUCAAAACGUAAAGAAACAACGACGACUUCGUCAUCAUCUUCAUCGACAACGACACCAACAUUGAAAAAGAAACGUUCCGAAUAUACGGAUUCAGAAAAACCGUAUCAAUGUGAAUUGUGUGGUGCUCGUUAUAAAACACGUCCAGGAUUAUCCUAUCAUUAUUCACAUAGUCAUCAAGAGAAUAAUACUUCUAAUAAUAGUAAUGGUGCAUUAUCAUCCGGUAAUGGUUCAUUGAUACCGGAUGAGGAUUCCAAUUUUUUUGGAUCAACAACUAUACAGAAUGCAAAAUCUAAUAUGCAGCAACAAAAUCAGCAGAUAAUAGCUGGAAAUCAUCAUCACCAUCAUCAUCAUCCUCAUUUACAUCAUAGUAUUCAGUCUCCUAAUACUAAUCAUUCAUCAUCGUCGACACCAUCCAGUCAUCAUCAUUCACAUCAUCAUCAUUCUCAUUUACAUCAUUCAUUAUCACAAAAUUCACAAUCACCAAUACCGAUAAUUGGAACGAAUCAUUUGCCAAUUAAUUCAUCGUCAUCAAUUUCGGCAACACGUGGACAAAUCAAUCAAUCAUCGGAUGAUAAUUUAAAGGAUCGAAAAGAGAAUAAUAAACAACAAAAAUCCACAACAACAACAACAGCAACAACAACAACAACGACGAUGACAACAACAACAAACACGACAACGAAAAGAGCAUCACCAUCGAAUUAUUGUGAUUUUUGUUUGGGCGAUUCAAAUGAGAAUAAAAAAACACAGGAAGCUGAAGAUCUGGUUUCAUGUUCCGAUUGUGGACGUUCAGCACAUCCAUCUUGUUUACAAUUUACACCAACAAUGAUAUUAUCAGUGAAAAAAUAUCGUUGGCAAUGUAUUGAAUGUAAAUCCUGUGGUAUUUGUGGUACAUCCGAUAAUGACGAUCAAUUACUUUUUUGCGAUGAUUGUGAUCGUGGCUAUCAUAUGUAUUGUCUAAAACCACCGUUAACUGAACCACCGGAAGGUUCAUGGAGUUGCCAAAUUUGUAUAGAAGAAUAUCAUACGCCUAAAUCAACAUCGACGACUACUAUCACAUCAACCACAACAGCAACAACAACAACAAUGCCGGCAAUAGCCACUAAUAAAGAUGAAAUCAAAUAAUAUAAUGAUUGUAACAAAUUCAAAAAUAACGUUAAUUGAUUCCACAACAAUAACAACGACGAC